AUGUCUUCCAAUACGUUUGAUUUUGCCGAUGCCGCUACCCCAGCGCAAGGGACUCCAGCCCUUCAGCUAACACCUACGGGCCUUGAAGGCUUAUCGGGAGUCUGCAAAGGUUCCUCUCUGGAAAACGGGGGCACAACGAUUGAUCCAAAUAUAUGGUUCAUCCCCGACAACCUUUUCCAACAGAAUUCUGGCAGUAAUCUGGGGUGGAAUUGGGAAGGAUACUUCCCGCAGACACCCAACGUCUACCGCCCUCCUUCUCCGUUUCCGUUCCCACCUAACAGUCGAGGAGAAGAACAUGUAUUCAGCUCCAAAAAAGCGACGAACUCUUUGGUUGAUAUAGAAGCAUCUCGUGGUACACACACUGCAGAGCAUGGGGGAGCUUCAGGCUCAAACGGCGUCUUAUAUUCUGAUGCCAAUGUCUUUGGAUGCGACGUCCGUCUGGGUCAUUUUCCAACCAAUAAAACAACGGUAUCCCCAGAAGAGCUCCAGAGAUCACUUAACCAACGCAUGGACGAUUUGCACCAUGGCUAUAGUGCGAAUCAAAUCUACCCAAAUCCAUGGAUGACUUCCCCUGGAUACCCUACCAUUCCGCCAUUCCAAGAAGCAUUGAACCAAAUAUUUCUUGGAGGGUAUCCCGACCCACACUUGUCUUUACAACUAUAUUCUGAACAACCAGAAGAAGGAAAGACAGAUAAUAAGAACACAUUCGACCAUGAAGACCGUCAGGAAGGUCAAGCCUCCGGGACAAGUCCCGUUGAGCAGAGUACAGUAGCCGGAGGAGAGGUCGCCAAAUUAGCAUAA
This is a messenger RNA of Psilocybe cubensis, 801 nucleotides long. RefSeq lists its product as uncharacterized. The coding region runs from base 1 to 801 and encodes 266 amino acids. Lineage: Eukaryota; Fungi; Basidiomycota; Agaricomycetes; Agaricales; Agrocybaceae. The record is from RefSeq and is a predicted model, not a curated record. The transcript has 3 exons.